CACAUUUAAGAACCUGAUUGAUAUAUUAAAGAUAAAACCAUUUUUAACUACCGCGUUUUAAUCCUCUGUAAUUAAGAGUUCAAACAUUGUUUUUGGUUUAUCACUUAUGGUUGCACGAUGUGUGUUGUUUUUUCUCACUGUUUUGUGUGUAUAUAUAAGUACGUGGAGUUGGUCAUGUAUCUAGUGUUAGAUUUGAUGACAGUUCUUUUUGGUAUUGCAUCGAGUACUUUCAUGAGAGUAGAGACAACUCAUAUUGAGAGUAAAAUGAUAACUUCAUCAUCCACCACCUCCUAAAUACUCUUCUGUUGCUGUCAUCUUCAUUCGCUUUUUCAAUUAACUUGUCUUCUUACCAGAGAUUGUAACUGUGUCUGUGAACAAGAAGAACAUCCAUGGCUUCCUCUAGUUUCCAAAGAAACAAGCAUUCUCCUUCCUCUGUGACCUGUUUCUACAAGAUUGUUCUCAAACAAAGCCUUGAAGAUGGAAACGUUACGGUACCAAAAACGUUCAGUGGUGUUCCAAAUCCAGUGUAUCUGAAGCCUCCAGAUGGCACUGCAUGGAAGAUAUACUGGUCUGAGUAUGAUGGUGGCAUUCUAUUUGAAAAUGGUUGGAAAGAAUUUGCCUCAUAUUACUCUUUGGAUCGUGGCCAUUUGCUGUGGUUUGGGUGCAAUAAAACUUCUAACAUUGAAGUACACAUUUUUGACAUGACUUUCCUUGAAAUAGACUAUCCUUCCUUGGAUCACAUCAGCGAUGACGAUUCGAUUGAGAUCUUGAAUGAACUGCCGCCACGAGGCUGCCCGAGGAAAACAGAGAAAGCAGCACCAAAGACACCAUCUGCUUCUACAAGUAAAAUGUUCACAAGUUCUGCCAAAACUGAAGGAGUGAAAUGGUGCCCCGAAAUAGACUAUCCUUCUAAGGACCGCAUUGAUGAUGACAACAUGGUUAAGGUUCAGAAUGGACCGCCACGAAGAGGGCGAGGCCGUCCGAGAAAAACAGAGAAAGCAGCACCAAAGACACCAUCUGCUUGUACAAGUAAAAUGUUCACAAGUUCUGUCAAAACUAGGUGCCCUGAAAUAGACUAUCCUUCCAAGGACCACAUUAAUGAUGACAACAUGGUUAAGGUUGAGAAUGAACCGCCACGAAGAGGCCGAGGCCGGCCGAGGAAAAAAUUGAAAGCAGCAGCAGAAGUAUCAUCUCCUUCUACAAGUAAAAUAUUGAGUAGUUCUGUCAAAACUGGAGAUGUAGAGAAGGCCCCUGAUAAACAAAACUGGAUGCAGUGUUGCAAGAAUGAAGAAGCUAGUCAAUCUGAAUGAAGAAUGCAGUGUUGCAGUGUUGAAAGCAGCGUACGCAUAUAUUCCACAUAAAAUAUUUUACAUAUGGCGUAUUGCAUUUCAAGUAAUAAAUAUCUUAUUGU
Messenger RNA from Arachis stenosperma, 1411 nucleotides. RefSeq names its product B3 domain-containing transcription factor VRN1-like. Lineage: Eukaryota; Viridiplantae; Streptophyta; Magnoliopsida; Fabales; Fabaceae. The transcript has 2 exons. The coding region runs from base 390 to 1310 and encodes 306 amino acids. Gene Ontology annotation, cellular component: chromatin; nucleus. The record is from RefSeq and is a predicted model, not a curated record. Gene Ontology annotation, molecular function: DNA binding. Gene Ontology annotation, biological process: regulation of DNA-templated transcription.